This is a messenger RNA of Drosophila innubila, 2642 nucleotides long. RefSeq names its product trehalase. Gene Ontology annotation, biological process: trehalose catabolic process. Bases 41 to 2437 code for a protein of 798 amino acids. NCBI's taxonomy places the organism in Eukaryota, Metazoa, Arthropoda, Insecta, Diptera, Drosophilidae. The record is from RefSeq and is a predicted model, not a curated record. The transcript is spliced from 2 exons. Gene Ontology annotation, molecular function: alpha,alpha-trehalase activity.
UGCCAUCUAUUGUUGUGGCACCUUGUUGCGGGCAGUGCAGAUGUCGGGCAUGUUCAGAGACUCGAAGCAUUUUGUAGAUAUGCCCGGUAAAUAUUCGCCGGAUCGCAUAUUGGCCGAUUGGCAAUUGUUCUGUUCCUGCAAGAAAAACGAAUCAUCGUUAAAACAUUUGACCAACUUUGUGGAGAAUCACUUUGAUUCGCCCGGCAGCGAGAUAGAAUACUGGAGUCCACCCGAUUGGCGUUGUGAGCCCGCUUAUUUAGCUAAUGUCAAGGAUCCGGAACUCAGGAAAUUUGCCACAGCAUUGAAUCUCAUAUGGAAGAAACUGGGCCGACACUCCAAGGACUGUGUAAGAUCGAAUCCUUUGAUGUACUCACUGGUAUAUGUGCCCAAUCCUGUGAUUGUGCCCGGCGGUCGUUUCAAUGAGUUCUACUAUUGGGACACCUAUUGGAUUGUGCGAGGACUUCUUCACAGCGGCAUGAUCCAAACUGCCCGUGGAAUGAUUGAUAACUUUUUGUACAUUGUGUCGCAGUAUAAAUUUGUGCCCAAUGGAGGUAGGAUCUAUUAUUGGGGACGCUCACAGCCACCGCUGCUGGUGCCCAUGGUGAAGACAUAUGUGGAGAUGACCAAGGAUCAGAAAUACGCCGUGCAAGUGCUGCCGAUCCUCGAAAUGGAGAUGGAUAACUUUCUCAAGAAUCAUGCGGUGCAGGUAAAGGGACGAACCAUGUAUCAAUACCGCGAUAAGUCAUCUGGACCACGGCCAGAGGCGUAUCGUGAAGAUGUCGCCAGUGCCUCGGGUUUCGUCACGGAUGCGGAGAAGGAAGAGCACUACUCGCACUUGAAGGCUGCCUGUGAGUCCGGCAUGGACUUCAGCUCCCGCUGGUUUGUUUCCCCAUGUGGUAACAAUGUGGGCACGUUGGCCAACAUCAAGACCACCUGGAUAGUCCCAGUCGACCUCAACUGUAUACUCUUCCGUAACUGCAAGACCCUCGCUGAGUUCAACACGUGGGCUGGAAAUAAUACCAGGGCGGAGCAUUAUCGGACCAUAGCUGGAAGUCUGAUCAAGGCCAUAACUGCUGUGCUGUGGAACAAGGAACGUGGUGUAUGGUUUGACUAUGAUCUGAAGAACAAGGUGCCGCGGGAUUACUUUGUGGUGACCAAUCUAUCGCCUCUCUGGGCUCGCGCCUAUCCAAUAAACGAAGCCGAUAAGAUAACAGAGUCUGUUAUGAGUUACAUAGAGGAAAACAAACUGGAUUCGUUUCCUGGCGGCGUGCCACACACAUUGAGUAAUACGGGAGAGCAAUGGGACUAUCCAAAUGUCUGGCCACCAAUGAUGCACAUGCUGAUCGAGGGAUUCAACAAUCUGGGUACACCUCCGGCCAAGGAAUUGUCACAGCGCUGGCGAGAACGUUGGGUCAGAUCCAACUAUGAUGCAUUUAAAAAGAGCGGAUUUGCGUAUGAAAAGUAUAAUUGUGAAGAAUUUGGCAGUCCUGGCUUUGGCGGAGAGCAACCCAAUCAGACGGGAUAUGGCUGGACAAAUGCGGUGCUGAUCGAACUGCUGGCCAGGUAUGGACAAGAGCUGACAGCAGCAGAUGCCACCGAAGCUGCCGACGGAGUUUGCACUUGCAACGAUGACGUGUCAACUGGUGUGCCGAUAUUGGAAGAUUCCUUGGAAGAUUGUCCUAUAACGAGUGAGUUGUAUUUGGAGCAGAAGGCGCAGAAUACGCAAACUGUUCCCACGAAUACCGAAUGCGGUGAAAGUGCACCGGAGGUCGAAUGUUGUUCGGUUAUUUGCUGUCAUACGGUGUACGAGGAGGAGGAGCCCGCAAAGGAGAUUGAGAGCUUUGCCACAAGUGAGCAAGAGUGCGGGUGUGGGCAAGAGGUGAUCCCUCCACCACAACCACAGCCAAAAGUGUGUACUGCUCCUGCGCCAACUCCUGCCAAGACGGAGCAGGCGGAAAGUGGUUGUUGUCCAAUGUGUAAGGAUUGUCAGAAGCCACAGAAGCCGCUGAUCUUUGCGCUCGCCUCAGAUAUGGCUAGUCAAGUAUAUUGUCCACCACAAAUCGACCUUAAUGAGGGAUGGAGGACGCAGAAUGGCAGCUGCCCGAUGAACCUGACGCCCUCACAGGAGCAGGAAAUAAUGGCUGAAUGCGGGUGCGAAUCGUCAGAGGCAACCAUGGAUACUGUCGUUUGUUCCCAGACCGAAGAUGAAGAACAGGACGAUGAGUACGCUUGUACAGCUCCUUGUUCCGGAGCCGCAGCUCCCUCCGCCGCCCCCGUAACAGCCAGUCCAAUAAAGAACAAGAUCUUUCCGCUGGCCGAUUCAAUGGAUGAUAAUUGCUUCGAUCUAAAGAAGGACAAGGAAUCUAACACAGAUAAAACCUGUAUGUGUUACCUACAGAAGACAGACAAGGAAAAAUCACCCAAAGAAUGUGACUAAAUUGGGCGAGUGGAGUCGAAGUUGAACGAUUCUUUUCGGUAAAAAAUUAAACAGAAACAGGAUUUCGGCAUACGAAUUAGAAAGUUAAACGAUUCUUUUUGGACCAGUUAAAAUUGAACAGUUCCAUUAUUUUUAUUUUUUUUGCAUCAGAAUGAGAAAUCAAGUACAGAAAUCAUAUUAAAUUUGUUAAUUUCUUCCUCUAAAA